Molecule: messenger RNA, 474 nt
Organism: Nycticebus coucang (slow loris)
Lineage: Eukaryota; Metazoa; Chordata; Mammalia; Primates; Lorisidae
Product: interferon alpha-inducible protein 27-like protein 2
Exons: 4
Coding region: 79-462 (127 amino acids)
Biological process (GO): apoptotic signaling pathway
Cellular component (GO): membrane; mitochondrion
Source: RefSeq, a predicted model, not a curated record
CUAUUGAUUGGCAGGGGAAGAGGCAGCCCACGGAAUAGCGUCACUUCCCGAGCUGCGUGGAACCCAGAUGGUCUCAGUAUGAUGAAACGGGCGGCUGCUGCUGCAAUCGGGGGAGCCCUGGCCGUGGGGGCUGUGCCCGUGGUGCUCAGUGCCAUGGGCUUCACGGGGGCAGGAAUCGCUGCCUCCUCCAUAGCGGCCAAGAUGAUGUCUGCAGCAGCCAUUGCCAACGGGGGUGGAGUUUCGGCAGGAGGCCUGGUGGCUACUCUUCAGUCAGUGGGGGCUGCUGGACUUUCCACAUCAUCCAAUAUCCUCCUGGGUGCUACUGGAUCAGUUUUGGGGGCCUGGUUGGCACCUUCCUCUUCCCUAGCUGAACCUGAAGCUAAAGAAGAGCAGCCAAGAGAAAAUGUACCCCAAGAUGAACCUCCAAAACCCCCAGUCAAGUCCAAGAAAAAUGAGAAAUAAAGAUCACAUGCA